CAUUGGGUUGGGUGUAGGAUUGGUUCUCCAUGUGGGAUACUGAGGGAGCUGCCGGGACAUGGGGCUGGGUGUGGAACUGGCUUUCCAGGUGGGACACUGAGGGAACUGCCAGGACAUUGAGGGGGCUGCCAGGACAUGAGGAUGGGUGUGGAAUUGCCUGUCCAAGUGGGACACUGAGGGGACUGCCAGGACAUGAGGAUGGGUGUGGAAUUGGCUCUCCAGGUGGGACACUGAGGGAACUGCCGGGACAUUGAGGGAACUGCCAGGACAUUGGGCUGGGUGUAGGAUUGGUUCUCCAGGUGGGACACUGAGGGGGUGCAUGGGGCUGGGUGUGGAAUUGUCUUUCCAGGUGGGACACUGAGGGAACUGCCAGGACAUUGAGGGAACUGCCAGGACAUUGAUGGGUCUGGCAGGACAUGAGGAUGGGUGUGGGAUUGCCUGUCCAACUGGGACACUGAGGGGACUGCCAGGACAUGGGGCUGGGUGUGGAAUUGUCUUUCCAGGUGGUUUUUCCCUCCGUAUUUCCAUGACAGAAGUUGGAAUGUGGCACAAAAAGCAGGGAAACUGAAGAUCCCCCAAGGCACAGAAGUACCAGAAGCAGCAGCUGGAGCAGGGUCAUGAUUUUUGGCCACCCAGCGGAGAAGAUCCAAGGGAAUAUUUUCCCACUGACAUUCCCAAGGACUUUGCCAGUGAUUGACCCUGGAACAGUCAGGGCCAGCCAACCUUUAGCAACAACAGGAACUGAAGAGAAGAAAACACAGAAAUAUGGCAAAAAGAGGAUGGGAAAAAAGAAAAAAGGUCAGUGUCUCUUCCCCCAAGGUGAUAAAAAAGGAGGAAGAAGAUUCCCAGCCCCAAAGACACACCAUUGCUCCUGUUUAACCCUGCAGAGCAACGUGACCUCCCAGGAUAAAAAUGCAGCGGCUCAGAGAAUCGCCUCAGCCAGGCUCCACAAAAUCAAAGAGCUGAAGAACGAAAUCUUUGACUUGCAGAGAAAAAUAGAAGCCUCCAGCUUAGAAAACCACGCCCUGAGGCAGCUCCAGUGGAGACAGUCCAAAGCAAUAGGGAGGUACAAAAGCUCGGAGAGUUACUUUGAGGAUCUUGCAGCCAGACAUUAUGUCGAGGUGAGGAAUUUAAGGGACCUCCUGAGGAUGUCUCAGGAAUCUGAGAGAAGCACCUCCAAGGAGCUCAGGAAAGUAGAAGCGGAGCUGCUAAGAGUUAAAGAUGCUUUGCAGGCCUUGCUGGUGCUGUCAGAAGACAAAGGUCUCGCGGGGAGAGAGGAACUUCAUCGCAGGCUGUCGGUCCUCACUGAAAAACUGGAAGCAAAGGAUGAGGAAAUACAGAGUCUUGAAAGGCAGCUGAAGCUGAACAACAACACCUUUAAUCGUCAGCUGGCAAGUGAGAGCAGAAAGGCUCUGGAAGCUGGAAUAAUCACACGGAAUUUGAAAAUGGAAAUUAACUCCCUGCACCAAAAAAUUAAGGAAAAGGACAGGCAGCUUUACAUAAAAAAUAUCUAUGCAAAUAGGAUGCCCAAAACCCUGAAGGACAGGAUUGAUUUGGGACCUCAGGAGCAAAGUCUGAGUGUAAACAGAGCAGUACAAGUAGAUAAAGAGAGUUUCAGAGCACUGCUGCUGUCACAGCACCAGGACACAGAAAAAAGCCCAAUCCAGCUCAUAAAGGAGAAAAAGUCUUCAGAAGACAAGGAUGAAGAAGCUGCAGCAAAUGAAGUGAACUCAGAUGCUCAGAGAACAGAAAAUCAAUCAACCAAGAAAGCACCGGUGCCAAAAACUUCUAACAGAGCACACAGAGGAUUUAUGAAAGAAAAGGAAAAAGAGACAGAAUUGCUCAAACAGGAGUUGAAAAACCUCAUGAAAACUGAACAAGGUCCUCAAAGUGUUGGUGUAAAAGACAACAAUCAAGAGGGAGAUGCAGAGGAAGAAUUUGAAAAGGGAGAAAAGCCAGAAGAACAGCAAAUUAACAGUGGGAAGGAAGGGAAGGAAGGUGCAAUUCCAAACAAAACACCCGUCAGGCCGAAAAAAAAAUACACAUUCUCAGAAGCCAUUGAGAAUUUGCAUCAGGGGCUUCACACGUCUGGUAGAAACCCCAAAGCAGGGAGCCAGGGACAGGCAGGGCAGGGCUGCACUGAAACAGCUGAAUCCAGAGGGAAAAAUUCCUUUGGGCUCUACGAGCCAUCCUUUGGUAAAGACACCAAGCCCAGGCAGGAGGAUGGAGCCGCCGGAGCGGAAGGACUUGCUCACGUGGCGUUCGCUGAGAGGAAAAAACAGCUUAUGAAAGAACUCUUUGGAGCAGGAGCCGCUCAGAGAGACAACCCUUCGAGUUCCAACACGAGAGGAACAAAAUGCAAGGAUGCAGGAUGAGACACAGGCCAAAUUCCAAACCUCCACGGCGAGUUUGUCACGGGAAGCGCCCAACAUGAACUAACACCCGAGAACACACAAAGCAUUUCUGACAGUCAGACAAGUUACAGCAACUUAUCUUCAGAAAAUUCCAACUUCUAAAAUGUUAAACUGUUAAAAUUGUUAAAGCCAAACGUUUUACCUUCAUUAAAUGUGUAUUAAAUCUUA
This is a messenger RNA of Lepidothrix coronata (blue-crowned manakin), 2582 nucleotides long. RefSeq names its product LCA5L, lebercilin like (gene LCA5L). The transcript has 8 exons. The record is from RefSeq and is a predicted model, not a curated record. The coding region runs from base 618 to 2375 and encodes 585 amino acids. Gene Ontology annotation, cellular component: axoneme. Lineage: Eukaryota; Metazoa; Chordata; Aves; Passeriformes; Pipridae. Gene Ontology annotation, biological process: intraciliary transport.